ACAAAAUGACGUGCUGCGUGGGUCACAUGGGUUUUAGUCCGAAGUGCACAAAUUUCUCAGAUUCCACGAAUUUUAUCCUUUAUAUCUAGUCUUUAAUCGGGUUGAAAAUGGCGAUAGAGGCCUGGUACAUGGACUGCUCAGACGAGGACCAGAGGAAGCCCCACAGGCUGAACCCCAACCAGCCCGUCUCCCUGGACGAGUUGAAGAAGCUCGGAGUUUUCUGCUGGAAACUCAAUGCUGAUAUAUAUGAAGCGGAUCCAGCACUGGAGAAGAUCAGGAAAGACCACGGCUACUCUUACAUGGACAUUAUUACAAUUCAAAGGGACAGCCUGCCUAACUAUGAGCAAAAGCUGAAGAUGUUCUAUGAGGAGCAUUUACACCUGGAUGAUGAAAUCCGCUACAUCCUGGACGGGCAGGCCUACUUCAAUGUCCGGGACAAAGAAGACCGAUGGAUCCGAAUCGCCAUGAAAAAGGGGGACUUGAUCACCCUGCCAGCUGGCAUCUACCAUCGCUUCACCCUGGAUGAGACGGAUUACACCAAAGCCAUGCGGCUGUUUGUCGGGGAGCCGGUGUGGAAGGCCUACAACCGGCCGGCCGACGACUUCGACAUCCGGCAGAAAUACUUGGCUUCACUGCAGGGAUCCUGAGAGGGAGCAGAUUCCCUCCUAUACACUAAAAUCACCACCUCCUUUGUUACUCCUGUUGGUCAGCAAGAAGAUUGAUGAAAACCUUUUAUGAUUGAAAUCUUCACUUACAAGGCCUUAGAUAACUCCUAGUAUUAUGCAGGACAGAGCUCACUUCAGAUGUUUCUACUGCUUUUUGUUUCAAAACAUCAUGUAUUCUUUUACCUGCAUUUCAGGUGAGGAAUUUAAAGUAAACCCUUUUCCACUAAAAUGUGCCUUUACUUGUAAUAAUCAAACCAUUGUUAACAUAAUUCAGAAAAAUGGUCAAGAUGGUGUUUAGAAGUAUGACGGAUUAUUAGGGCAAGGCUAUAUUUUUUUUUUCUUCUAUAUCGAGAACAAAGACGUAACAUUACAACAGGUCGUAAAAUUACGAGAAUAAAGUCGUAGAAUUACGAAAAACAUGUAUUUUAUGACAACUCUUGAAAGAAGUACUUUUUUCCAUAAAAU
This is a messenger RNA of Cyprinodon tularosa, 1130 nucleotides long. It is a transcript of the gene adi1, whose product is annotated as acireductone dioxygenase 1. Gene Ontology annotation, molecular function: acireductone dioxygenase [iron(II)-requiring] activity. NCBI's taxonomy places the organism in Eukaryota, Metazoa, Chordata, Actinopteri, Cyprinodontiformes, Cyprinodontidae. The coding region runs from base 108 to 647 and encodes 179 amino acids. The record is from RefSeq and is a predicted model, not a curated record. The transcript is spliced from 5 exons.